AUGUUACUGCAAAAGUGGACUCCAUCUUUCGCCCCUUGUGUAUACAUCACAGUCCUGCUACUUUUGCUCCCGGGAGUCCCUCACGUGUCACAAGGCAGCUCCGGCCACGAAAACCCCGGCAGAACGCCCGGUAACUGCUCCAGUGAAGAUAACUGCUCUGAUGGUGUGGUGCUGCCUAUGUGGAAUCCCCAGAAUCCAGUGGUUGGUGAUAAGGUGGCCCGAGCCAUAGUUUACUUUGCCGCUCUCAUAUACAUGUUCCUUGGCAUGUCCAUCAUCGCUGACCGCUUCAUGUCGUCCAUCGAGGUCAUCACCUCUCAGGAAAAAGAGAUCACCAUCAAGAAGCCCAACGGCGAGACGACGACGACCACCGUGCGGAUUUGGAACGAGACCGUUUCCAACUUGACCUUAAUGGCCUUAGGGUCAUCAGCACCAGAAAUCCUUCUCUCCGUCAUCGAAGUGGUAGGCCACAAUUUUGAAUCCGGAGCUCUCGGACCGAGCACCAUCGUGGGAAGCGCCGCUUUCAACAUGUUCAUCAUCAUCGCUAUCUGUGUCUAUGUGGUGCCAGAAAACGAAACCCGCAAGAUAAAGCACCUUCGGGUGUUUUUUGUCACUGCCGCCUGGAGUAUUUUUGCCUACAUAUGGCUGUACCUCAUUCUAUCUGUGUUCUCCCCUGGCGAAGUGGACGUUUGGGAGGCGGUCCUUACCUUUCUCUUCUUCCCACUCUGCGUACUCCAAGCUUGGAUCGCGGACCGCCGACUGCUCUUCUACAAGUACGUCAAUAAACGCUAUCGCGCUGACAAGAACCGUGGCAUCAUCAUCGAAUCUGAAGGGGAUGCCAUGUUCACCAAAAUGGACUUGGAGAUGGACGGCCAGGGGGUCAACUCCCACACUCAUCCGAAAGAAGCUCUGGACGGGAUGCUGGAGGGAGUGGAGGAAGGUGGAGGGCUGAGUGCGGAGCAGGACCAAGAAGAGGAAGCGAGACGGGAGAUGGCACGCACCCUAAAAGAACUAAAGCAGAGACAUCCAGAGAAGGAUAUGGAGCAGCUGAUUGAGAUGGCCAACUACCAGGUUUUGGUCCAACAACAGAAGAGCCGAGCCUUCUACCGCAUCCAGGCCACGCGGAUGAUGAUCGGCGCGGGAAACAUACUGAAAAAGCACGCUGCCGACCAAGCGAGGAAGGUUGUGAGCUGUCAUGAGGCUAGUGGACAAGAGGAGGAUCCCAACACCAUCUACCUGCAGUUUGACCCCUCACACUAUCAGUGCUUUGAGAACUGCGGUUCUUUAAAGCUCUCGGUGAGUCGUCAUGGAGGAGAAGGUGGCUGCACAGUGAAGGUCGACUACCGCACUGAGGACGGGACUGCCAACGCCGGCUCUGACUACGAGUUCGCUGAGGGCACUUUGGUGUUCAAGCCUGGCGAGACCACAAAAGAGUUCACGGUCGGCGUGAUCGACGAUGACAUUUUUGAAGAAGACGAGCACUUCUACGUGCGCCUCAGCAACCCACGCAUUGUCCACCGAGCUGAAGUCUCCAUCUUGGAGCCGCGCUCCAUCUCCUCCGGCAACAGCAUGGCGGGUAUGUCUUCCCACAUCCCCCCAAAAGCCGCCCUGGGCAACGCUCACACCGCCACGGUGACCAUCUACGACGACGACCACGCCGGCAUCUUCACGUUCGAGAGCAAGUCCACCAGGGUCAGCGAGAGCGUCGGAAACAUGCAGGUCAAGGUUCACCGGACGUCAGGAGCGAGAGGCAAGGUUGCCGUGCCUUACCACACCGUAGAGGGCACUGCCAAGGCUGGGGAGGACUACGAGGAAGUGUCUGGCAAACUGGAGUUUCAGAACGAUGAGACAAUGAAGCUGCUGAACGUGAAGAUCAUCGAUGAUGAGGAGUAUGAGAAGAACAAGACUUUCACGAUUAUAUUGGAAGAGCCUAUUCUGCUGGAAGUGGGCCAGAGACACGGAGACACCAACGAUAACAAAACACCAGUAGGGCCAGAAGACGUGGCAAAGAUGGGCUGCCCUUGCUUGGGGGAGCAUACAAGCCUGGAGGUGGUCAUUGAAGAGUCCUACGAAUUUAAGAGCACGGUGGACAAGCUGAUUAAAAAGACCAACCUGGCUCUGGUGGUGGGGAGCAGCAGCUGGCGUGAACAGUUUGUUAGUGCUGUGACUGUCAGCGCAGGUGAUGAUGAUGAGGAAGAAAGUGGCGAGGAGCGCUUGCCCUCCUGCUUUGAUUACAUAAUGCAUUUCCUGACGGUUUUCUGGAAGGUACUCUUUGCUUUCGUCCCACCCACCGAGUACUGGAAUGGCUGGGCCUGCUUCUUUGUGUCCAUCUCGCUAAUCGGCGUCCUGACCGCCGUAACCGGGGACCUGGCCUCUCAUUUCGGGUGCACUGUCGGGCUGAAGGAUUCCGUCACCGCCGUGGUGUUCGUGGCUCUGGGCACGUCUGUCCCCGACACAUUUGCAAGUAAAGUGGCCGCUAUCCAGGACCAAUACGCUGAUGCAUCCAUCGGGAACGUGACAGGCAGCAACGCCGUCAACGUAUUCCUGGGCAUCGGGGUGGCGUGGACCAUCGCCUCUGUUUACUGGAAAAGCAAAGGCAAGACUUUCAAGGUUCACCCAGGAUCUCUGGCUUUCUCUGUCACCCUGUUCACCAUCAUGGCGCUGGUGUGCGUUUUGGUGCUGCUCUACCGCCGCCGUCCGAGAAUAUCGGGCGGGGAGCUUGGGGGCCCACGGACAGCCAAGCUCCUUACCUUCUUUCUCUUCCUCUCCCUGUGGUUCAUCUACAUUCUGCUGUCCUCGCUAGAGGCAUACUGUCACGUGGAUGGCUUCUGA
Messenger RNA from Nerophis lumbriciformis (worm pipefish), 2829 nucleotides. The record is from RefSeq and is a predicted model, not a curated record. NCBI's taxonomy places the organism in Eukaryota, Metazoa, Chordata, Actinopteri, Syngnathiformes, Syngnathidae.